AUGAGGACGGCAGAUAUGCACACUAGCUAUCUGGCCACAGUUGACGCUCUAGCUGGCAGAUCGAGUUUUCUCGGCCGCGCAAUCGUCCAAGCGCUCCUCACCCGCCGUACGCAAACCUCUGACAACUCCAUAAUCCGAGUUCUCGACAUUACGCGUAAUUUCACCGACCCCUCAAUCGAAUUCAUCCAAGGCGACAUCACCAACGCCUCCGACGUCACCUCGGCACUCACCCACAACAACCAAACAGCUACCACAUUUGUGUACACUAGCAGUGCUAGUGUGGUUUACUCCGGCGGUGCCUUGGAGUAUGUUGAUGAGAGUUUGCCUUAUGCAGAGACCUUCGGGGAUUUUGGGCCCGGCGACAGGCAGGUGACGCAGGGUGGGCUGGCAGCGCAGAGGCGUAAUUUCCCAGUACUCGUGCAGGUCGGCGAUAACACGGCGAUGUUUGACUUUACUAUGAAGCCAAAGCUGGUUAUUCCGACGGUGGUUGCGGCGGUUAUCCUGGUGGUGCUCAAGUUCUUGGCUGCUGUUAAGCUGGUCACUCAUGAUGUGCCGUUUGUUUUUGGAAUGACCUUUACCCCCCGUUAUUUCAAUAUCACAAAGGCGAAGAACAUGCUUGGCUAUAGGCCUGUGGUGCCGUAUAGUGAGGGAGUCCCGAUUGCUGUCAAGUCGUGUCUCGAGCGCUGGGCCAAGGAAGAGGCGGAGGCCGAGCAGAAGCAGAAGCAAACCUAA
Molecule: messenger RNA, 732 nt
Organism: Kickxella alabastrina
Lineage: Eukaryota; Fungi; Kickxellomycota; Kickxellomycetes; Kickxellales; Kickxellaceae
Exons: 5
Coding region: 1-732 (243 amino acids)
Source: RefSeq, a predicted model, not a curated record